Megalopta genalis is the source of this 8078-nucleotide messenger RNA. It is a transcript of the gene sfl, whose product is annotated as N-deacetylase and N-sulfotransferase sfl. Lineage: Eukaryota; Metazoa; Arthropoda; Insecta; Hymenoptera; Halictidae. Gene Ontology annotation, cellular component: Golgi apparatus. The record is from RefSeq and is a predicted model, not a curated record. Gene Ontology annotation, molecular function: hydrolase activity; heparan sulfate N-sulfotransferase activity; deacetylase activity.
CCGCUCUGUCCUCGCGGCAGUCUGACGCCGGUCGCGCAGUCAGCAUGGCUGGAUUUUCUCGCAGUUUUUCGCCGGUUCCGCCGUGCUAGUCGCUCGCGGGAGUGCGUGUCGCCUGUCAGUGUGUGCCCGACGGUCCACGGCUAGCCAUCCUCGAGUGUGCCCUUCGUUACGAUCCCGCGGGUCUCCUGGGAAGGAGCGAUGCGAACGAAACAGACGCCAGACACACGAACCUAACCUCCAAAGACAAAGAUGAGCCGAGGCAUUGCUCCGGUUGUAUCGCGGCCCCGGUGACGCUCGACCAGCUCUCGUGUUCUCGUGCCGUUCAAUUCGCUCCGUCGCUCCGUCGAUCUGUUCGCGUUUAUAGCCGCCGGUGCCGUGGAAUCUCUUAGCCGCGGUUAAAGUGCGUUUCGUCGCGUGACAGCGACCCGUGUGCGUUACCUCGAGACACUCGUGGAUCCGCGCCGCGAGGGAGACGAGGACAGGGAACGCGGAAAGAACAAAAGGGAACGUUGGAACACUACCGUGCGCGCCCCCGUUGGCGUGACAGAGAGAAAGAGAGACGGAACAAAACGAACACCAACGGCCGAGAGUGAUCUCUCCAGCUGGACGGAGAAGGGAACGCCGUUCCGGCGAAGGGAAAAAAAAGGGAGAAAGGGGGAGGUUACAAAAGGGACUCGACAACAAAUCUUGACCCGGGAACGAGGGAAAGAUUUCUUGGAAACUCGGGCUCGCGGGGACUGCUGUUUUCGACCUGGUCCAGCCGUUCAUCGGAAUUAUUUCCUCUACUGCUACUCGGCCGGGUCUUGCUCCUCCUUCGGUUCUUCUUCUUCCUCUUCUUCGGCUCGUUUGGCCGCUGACUCCGAGUCGGCCCGUGAAACCAGCCAGCCAGGACAACGAGAGAUCGAUACAGCCGAUACAGGGAUAACGGUUCGAAAAUCGUCCCGGAAGACAGGAAGCAUCGCGCACACCAGCUUCGCAUCGCCCCUCUAAUUGACAGCCGGCGAGAGGGGUGGGGGUGGGUCCGCGAUCGCGCAUAUCGGCUGCAAGCAGUUGGAACACCGCGGGUCUGACGGGGGACAAAGGCCGGGGGCAGGGUGAACCGAGACGGAGCAGGAAAGAGGAAGAGAAAUCGAGUCGUCGAACGAGAGAGCGUGAGAGAGAAAGAUCGACAGAGGGGAAGAGAAGGAAGCAGAGAGAGAGAACGAAAGAGGAAAACAGAGACGGCGGCGGACGAAAUUUACGAGUGGGUUCGUUCGCUUGCCUAAGGUGUGUUUGGGCCAGUCUCGCCGGUAACAAAUGGCCCAGCCGUAAAGCCAGCUUACGUUGGAACGACACCGGAAGUAGCCGCCGGAUUUCCGCGGGCCGCGAGGAAGCCAGAUCCGCGGACGUUUCGGCCGAACGGAGACGAAGGAUUCCGGUUGAUCGGCGUUCACCUGGAAGGCACACCGUCGAAUGCACCCUCUCGCUGUGUGUGUGUGUGUCAUUCCUCUCUGGUUUCCUCUCGAUCCACGGGAUCGCGAUCGCAUUGGGUAGGGCCCCGACCGAGGAUAAUGUCGAACGGCCGACGCGAGAGCAGCCAUUGAGAAGACAGCGAGCGCCAGGCCCCCUCCGAGCACAAUUCGCCCAAAUGGGUUAAAGACGACCGGCGCGAUGGACGGCGCGACCCCGUGCUGCUCGCAAAAUGGUGAUCGUGCUGCCCUCCUGGAAACGCAACAAGUGGCGAACAUCCGCUCCUUAUUGCUGAGCCGCGACCGAUGUUAGCCGGGAGAGGGGACAGCGGUUUCGAUCCAGGGCCCGUCAUCUCCGAUCCGAGGGAUCUCGUAGCCGUUCCACAGGCCCGCCCCGAGCGCUCGCCAGGUCCCGAGGACGCGAGAAUCGCACACUUUCUCACACUUACACGUACACGUACCCGGCAUUGUACAUAUAGCCGCGCGUAUCCCGAUAUAUCGUAUAUCCCGGUGGUUCCAUCGGGGAUUCGGGGAUCGAGGGAAGCUCGCCGGGCCGAUCCGACGCGUUCCAAGAUCGCUCGAGACUCGAGGAUCCGGAGGAGUCGCAGUCCCAGGUCCGCUCUUGAUCCCGGAUUGAUCGAGGAAGGAGCAGAUCCGCUCCGUAGCCUAACACCGACAUCCUCGAGGAUGGGCAGUGCCGAUGCCCGGUCAGCGAAACUUCCCAGGAGUCACGGAGGGUUCCCGGCGCCGCUGCGAUCGGAAUCGCCGCAAGGCUGAGAGGGAAGAUCCAGGGCUAAUCUGAGAGGCAUCGGUCGCCGUCGGAUGAGACGAUGGUGAUGAAGAUCUCCGCGGUCGAGGCUGGCGUUCCCUUGUUAAGCGCCGUCGGUCCCCGCUGCGUCGUUAAGCAGGCCACGGUCAAGAGAUGCGUCGCGGCCCUGCUGCUCGUCUCCGUUGCCAGUAUUUUUUACUACACGCACUACAUCAUCAGCAGUCCUCUUGCCAGCCUGAUCCACCGAGACACUAGGCCGGAGCCAGCGAUAAGGUGUUCGACACUCCGCGGAGCAACCAGGCUGCCGUCGGCUCCUGAUCAUCGCAGCGAGGCCCGCCUGAGAACGGACCCGAAGGUGUUGGUGUUCGUGGAGACACUGUACUCCGUGCUGGGCAAGAACAUCGCGGAGCUGCUCGUCUCUAAUCGAAUCAAAUACAAGCUGGAGGUCGCCGGGAAGUCGCUGCCGGUGCUGACGAACCUGGACAAAGGUCGUUACGGGGUCCUGAUCUUCGAGAACCUGAACAAGUAUCUGCAGAUGGACAAAUGGAACCGCGAACUGCUGGACAAAUACUGCAGAGAGUACUCCGUGGGCAUCGUGGGAUUCGCGCCGUCCGGCGAGGAAAGUCUCGUCGGUGCACAGCUGAAGGGCUUUCCUCUGUUCGUGCACACUAAUCUUAGAUUGAAGGAUGCUCAGCUGAACGCGGCCUCCCCUAUUCUACGAUUAACCAGAUCCGGGGAAACAGCCUGGGGACCACUUCCUGGCGGUGACUGGACCAUUUUUCAGGCGAAUCACAGCACCUACGAGCCACUGGCGUGGGCGCACCGGGACAGCCUCGACUAUCCGGCCAACAAAAGUCCUCUGGCGACCGUCAUUCAGGAUCACGGGAGGUACGACGGGAUCCAGAGGGUGUUUUUCGGCGGCGGUCUCCGAUUUUGGCUGCACAAUUUGCUGUUGCUCGACUCGCUGUCAUACUUAUCGCACGGCCAGCUGAGCCUCAGCCUGAAUCGCAUGAUCCUGGUGGACGUGGACGACAUAUUCGUCGGCGAGAAAGGCACCAGGCUGAGGAAGGACGACGUGAUGGCGUUGCUGGCCACCCAGCAGAGGAUCCAGGCCCUGGUGCCCGGCUUUAAAUUCAACUUGGGGUUUUCCGGGAAGUACUUCCAUCAUGGCACCGCCGAGGAGAAUCUGGGGGACGACAUGCUGUUGGAGAACGUCGACAGAUUUACGUGGUUUUCUCACAUGUGGAACCAUCAGCAGCCCCACCUCUACGAGAAUGUGACGCACCUGCAGCUGGACAUGGCGUUGAACAAACAGUUCGCGAAAGACCACGGGAUCCCGACCGGAAGCGGGUACAGCGUAAGUCCUCAUCACUCAGGCGUCUAUCCGGUCCACGAGGGGCUGUACGAGGCGUGGAAAAGGGUGUGGAACAUCAAGGUCACCAGCACCGAAGAGUACCCUCAUCUGAGGCCCGCUCGAUUAAGACGCGGCUUCAUUCAUCGUAACAUAAUGGUUCUACCGAGACAGACCUGUGGCCUUUUCACGCACACGAUCUUCAUCGAUAGAUACCCAGGCGGACGGGACAAGCUGGACAAAUUGAUACAGGGUGGCGAACUGUUCCAGACCAUCGUUCACAAUCCUAUCAAUAUUUUUAUGACGCACAUGUCGAAUUAUGGGAACGAUCGUCUGGCACUGUACACCUUCGAAUCGGUGAUCAAGUUCAUUCAAUGUUGGACGAACUUGAGGCUGUCCAGCGCGCCGCCACUCCAGCUGGCCGAGCGUUACUUUCAACUUUACCCCGAAGAGUCUGAUCCUGUUUGGGGCAAUCCCUGCGACGACCAGAGGCACCAGAAGAUCUGGUCGCGGAACAAGACCUGCGAUCAGCUGCCGAGGUUCCUGGUAAUCGGGCCCCAAAAAACCGGCACCACGGCUCUCUACACUUUCCUGUCCAUUCACCCAGCAAUAAGCAGCAACUUGCCGAGUCCGGACACGUUCGAAGAGAUCCAGUUCUUUAAUGGGAAAAAUUAUUACAAGGGACUGGAUUGGUACAUGAGUUUCUUCCCGGCGUCGAAGAACGAGAGUUCGAGGUACCUGUUCGAGAAGUCUGCCACCUACUUCGACGGUGAACUGGUGCCGCGGAGGGCUCACGCUCUGCUGCCGAAAGCGAAAUUGAUCACUAUACUUCUGUCGCCGGCGAGGAGGGCUUAUUCCUGGUACCAGCACACCCGGGUCCACGGAGACACGGUGGCGAACAAUUACUCCUUUCACUCGGUGAUCACCGCGAGCGACACUGCUCCGAAGCCUCUGCGCGAUCUCAGGAACAGGUGUUUAAAUCCUGGCAAAUACGCCCAGCACCUGGAACGAUGGCUCUCCUAUUAUCCGCCGCAGCAGUUGCACAUCAUAGACGGUGAACAACUGAGACAGAACCCCGUGGAGACGCUGCACGAGCUGCAAAGGUUCCUCAAGAUCACACCGGCGUUCAACUACUCGUCGCAUCUUAGGUACGACCCGAAGAAGGGCUUCUUCUGCCAGGUCACCAACGAGGAUCGGACCAAGUGUCUCGGGAAGAGCAAAGGUCGCCAGUACCCUCCCAUGGAGGACAAGUCCUAUAAAUUGUUGCAGAGGUAUUAUUUGUCCCACAACACGGCCCUAGUAAAAUUGUUGAAGCGACUUGGACUGAGGACGAUCCCGCAAUGGCUGAAGGAGGACCUCACCGACACGGUGAUGACCUAGCAAACGUCGAUCAUGUGAAACGAUACCGUUUCGGCGCUCCUGAUCUCGACGGUGAACGAGAUCCACCGUUUGCUAGCGGAGGACUUGUAAAAUACUUUUGUAAAGUACACACUGAUCGCUCUCCACUGGACUCGAGAUCCUCGACAGAAGGACCACAACAGGCCUAGAUCCCAGUGGGUGGCUUGGCCUAAAUCGAUGGGAGAGCCUGCGAAACUAGUCACUAUAAAAAGAAGAAGAAGAAGAAGACAAAGAAGAAGAAUGAAGAAGAAGAAGAUGAAGAAGAACGGUUUCACGGUGACACGACCGUGGCCGUCGAUCGUUGUUAAUAGCACUAUUAUUAACGUUAUGUAUUAUUAUCGUCAUCGUUGUUCCCACGCGAAGGAGGCGAUUGUUAGCCGUUGUAUACCGUUCACGAUCCUCUCCGAUGGUUUACUGGCUCGGUCGAAAGGCGAAAGGAUUCCUAAUUACUCCCCGAAUCGGAUCCUCGAUCGCGGCGCGUUUCAUUUGAUAAAAUCAAUAUUUUGGUAACGAACGUGCGCGACGAUGAAUCGUGAGGAUCCAUCGGAGACCUUGCUUUCGUCAGACUUAUCUGGUAAAGAUCGUCGACGAUCGGAACGAGAUGACGAGGGGCGGUCCUCCGGGAAUUGACGAUGACCACUGUGAGACAAGAUCUGUCCAAAUCGUGUUACAAUGUUUCAAGAGAUUUAUUUCCUCAUGAAAGUGAUCCAUGAGAUAGAUCGAGCGUUGAUGUUUGUCGCGGAUCCGCCGAGAUCCGCCAGUCCUUCACUCCUGGCACUAAUUGGCAGGAUCGUUUUUUCCGGGAUUCCUCGAGCUUCACUCCCGCCCACUUACCUCUCGGAGACACACACACACAAAUGAACAAACAGACAGAACAAACAAACAAACGAACACAAACACACCGAUGUACAUUAAUUCUCGUUGGCGUAAGCGUAUUUAAGGAAACGAUAAUGAUGAUUCUAUGUAUAUUUUGACAAUACUAUUCUUGGUACCGACGAUGGAGAAAGGAUCGAUGAAGAGUGUGCAUGAGUGAAUGUGCGAGAUGAGAGAGAGAGAGAGUGCGAAAAAAUUUGAAGAAAGAUCGCGUCCGUUUGUACAUUUAUGUAUCGUACCAUUUUUUAUGUGAUCGUAGGUGUACCAUAAAAAUGACUUAAACACAUGGUGAGAAAAAUUUCAGGGAACGAUCUCGUCGGCGAGAUCGUUGCCCUAGAUCAAUCUUUUUUCGGUGGGAAGGUAAUAACUGCCUAUUUGCAAUAAUCGCUAUCGUCACGUGCGAGACACGCCGACUAUGGUUUAUACGAUAAAUCCUAUGUUCCGUGGUAGGGGAGAGCGCGUUCGUUGUUGGAAGGAAAAAAAAAAGGAGAUCGGUUUUUUCGAGACUUUAAUACCUGAUGUAUGAUACCUAGCGUGUCCUAUAGCGAACUUCGCGUCCUCCUUGUGGAUAAUCUCGUUGUUCACGGGAUCGUUUGAUCGUGGCGAUCGUUUGUUGAAUGCAUAUCAGUUACUAUUGUCUUUGUUACACCUUGUAUACGAUAUAUUAGCUACUUACGAAUUUUGUUCCCGAUCGAUUAUAGCCCGUCGGACCAAUCAGUAUCGUCCGAUCGCGUUCCGGGUGCCAGAUUUUCUUCGGGCUCGCUCGUUUGCUGCAACGAUUCGCUCGAAAUUUCUUGUUUUUAGUUGUUUCUUUAGUUGUUUAUUCUACUUGCGCGGUUAACGGGUAGAGGAUUUUUACGUUGAACAAAUAUUGUCAAGACGUAGACGAUAUACAUCUACAAAGACAUUGAUUUCUUUUCUUUUUACGAUGAAUUUUUUAAGAGUUGGAAAUGAUGCUGCUUUAUUUUCGAAGUUUUUAAACGUUCUAUUGUUUUACGUUUGAUCUGCUCGUUUUCAUUGUGAACGCAUAAAAGCCGCGGUCGAGUAAUUAACAAGGCGUCAGGUUAGUUAGUAUCUAUUUCUGUUAAACUUUUCUUUUUAAUAUUCAUUUCGACGUGACGUCGCAAAAUUGUAACGAUUUGUUGCUGUUGCAGCAAACGAACGAAACUUUCGGAUCGCAGAACGCGUGUUUGGCUUGUUUCUCGAAGAAUCGUUCGAAAUUGUCUUAUCAGGGUGACUGGAAGUCGUUGUUUAACCCUCGGACAGCGGUGCCCGGGUCCCUAUUAACCCGUCUUUUCAAGGGUUUCACAAAUUACCGAAUAUAAUGGUCGAUACGAAUUUUCAUAAGAGGAUCAACGCGUCUCUGUGUAUCACAUUCGACAAUUUGAUAAAAGCGUAAUAUUUAAAAAUCGUCCGACUCGCGAGGGUGAAGUUAGGAAAAGCACAAAAUCAUUGAGAAGAAAAAGUUGAGAUAAAAUUGUAACGUAAAAAAAACCUUACGAAAUCCGUAAACAAUGGGCCAAAGCGAGUUUCUAUAAUCGCGACGUAAUAAUUCUUAUCGAUCGUUCUACCCGUUCUACACGUUUAGACGCUGUCGUACGAACGUUUUGUUACCCCUUGUAUAUUUUAUUUUCAUUUUUAUACUGCCGUUGAACUGUGUCACGUGAAAGAAACAAACAAAACAAAAAAAAAAACAAAAGAAAAAUGGAAAGAACGGUUAACGAAUCAUGUACAAAGUUCAUUGUUAAUAUAAAUGAUAGUUAACGAGCAAACGAUUAUCUCACGUAACUAAGCGAUUGAUCUGUUUCGUCGAAUCGUGCCAUUUUACCAAGUGUUGUAUAUACAGUUGUGUAUAUCAUUGUACCGCGACCUCGGAUCUCUAGAGUCAAUAUCCACACGAUUUCUGUUUUCGGUAUGGCGGCGGCAACGACUGUCCGGUUUGCUGCUAGCUGACAAUAAUAUUUGACGAAAAAAAAGAGAAAAAAUACAGAAUCGGAAAAAACCGGCCGAGGAUCCGAGGAUCCAUCGGCGAAAAUCUUUCUCGAAGCCCUUGCUGACCGACUAAUUGGCAUCCGUUCGUCGUUGGUUCGCCGAAGUCUCGCAUCUCUCGAAGAGUCAUCAAUUUUAACGAUUUGUCCAUCGGAAGUCUGUCCAUCCGAAUUUUCAAUUAUUCUACAGCGCCGAACUAGAGCUCGAAUAUUAUUGUUUAAAUAAAUGAGUAAAUUGUUAGACCGUUUCA